AUGGCAACGAGAACAUGGUGGACUUACUAUUCUAUCGACACUUCCCUCGAGUGCACGCUGAAGUUGGCAGUGUAUAUUUUAAUACGUUGCUGGAAUGCGCUGACUCCUGAGCUCAUUGAGACUGCAUUCAGUAUGCACAUCAAAGAUCUUGAAGAAAAUGAAAGCAUCCAACCAUGUAUCUCUGACGAAGAGGCCUCAGACUUCAUUGAACGGAUUGACGAAGUGAAGGCUCAAUUCACAGUAGGCGAGCUUCUUGGCCAAAACGCAGAAGAGGAAGACGCCCCUGAUUUUGACCUCCUUCAAGAGUUCAGUGAGAUCAAUGAACGACGCCAUAGGAGACAGGAAAAUACCCAGAUUGAAGAAAUAGUUUCAGAUGAUGAAGACUGGGAUGGAAGUGAUGAUGAAGAAGAUCUUGAAGGAUUCACUCCAGAAGAAGAAAGAGAAAUCCUUGAAUAUGAUCUAGAUCCAUCAGAAAUUGAAAGCGCAGUAGAACCUGAACCAAAUUAUAAUCCUCCUUCUCCAGCUGAAGUGUUUUCGCCUCUUCCAAUAGUUGAUGUCCAUUUUGAACCCACAGAUCAAUUGAUACACUGCCUUGCAUCAAGAAGCGGAGCAUCUUUUAUGGACUCUGUGGAAUAUGCUCCGCGAUUUGAUGUUUUGUUAACCAAUCAGCUUCAUUACUCAGAAAUAUUUAACGAGAUCAGACGUCACAAUCAUUAUGCCACAGAGAGGGUAAAUUCACAAAUCAUCAGGCUCGAUGAUUCUCGAAGCGCCUUAAAUGCCGCCAUGCAAUUGUUCUUGACUAUCAUUAUCCUUGAAAAUAUUCGAAUCGAAGAAGAUAAUG
Trichomonas vaginalis G3 is the source of this 841-nucleotide messenger RNA. Its product is annotated as DNA binding. The annotation marks the transcript as partial. NCBI's taxonomy places the organism in Eukaryota, Parabasalia, Trichomonadida, Trichomonadidae. The transcript has a single exon. The record is from RefSeq and is a predicted model, not a curated record.